AUGAAAUUACAUUGCAUCAUUGUAUCUUUUAAUUGUAGAUUUAUGUCUACAACUUCUACCACUACACCUAUCCUUCCAACUAAAUCAACCAAAGUAUAUGUAUCAACAACAGAUAAUCCAUUAUUUAAUCUUGCAACUGAAGAUUGGUUAUUUAAUCAUUUCGAUCUAUCACAACAAGUUCUUUUCCUCUGGAGAAACAAACCGACUGUUGUUAUUGGACGUUAUCAAAAUCCUUUCAAGGAAUGUCACUUGCAAGCAAUGGAAAAGGAUGGAGUUGUCUUGGCUAGGAGAUAUAGUGGUGGUGGAGCAGUCUAUCAAGACCACGGCAAUUCAAUCUUUACCUUUUUGUCGGCUACCGAUGACUAUGACAAAAAGAGAAACACUGGUAUCAUCAUAGACUCUCUCAAACCAUUCAUUAUUCAAGCAGAGGCCUCUGGUAGAAAUGACGUACUGGUCGAUGGUAAAAAGGUGAGUGGCAGCGCAUUUAAACAAUCUGGUAAGCGAUCAUUCCACCAUGGCACCAUGUUGAUCAAUAUUGAUGCCAACAGUCUCGCCAAAUACCUAAACCCAAACAAGGAAAAGUUAAAAUCAAAAGGUAUCACAAGUGUCAUCUCUCGUGUCUGUAAUUUAAAUACUCUUUCACCAACUAUUAAUCAUCAAACUUGGAGUCAAUCAAUUAUUAAUUCUUUUGAAAAACAAUAUAAUUUAAAAGCUGAUAUUGAAGAAUUAAAUACAAAAGAUUUAGAAAUUAUUCCAUCAUUAAAGGAAACUUUUAAUAAGUUAAGUGCAUGGGAUUGGAGAUUUGGUAAUUCACCACCAUUUGAACAUCAAUUUGAAAAGAGAUUUGAUUGGGGUAUAAUGGAUGUGAAUAUUAAUUGUUCCAAAGGAAUCAUUGAAAAGAUAAAGAUUUAUAGUGACGCAUUAAAUCCAAUCAUGAUUGAAGUAUUGCAAGAAAGUUUAAUUGGAAUGGAAUAUGGAAAAGAUGGAAUUACAGUUGGAAUGGAUAGAGCAAAGAAUUUAAUGAAAGGAACAGAUUCAGAAAAAGAGAUUGAACAAUUAAAACAAUGGUUAAUCGAUGAAAUUUAA
Molecule: messenger RNA, 1086 nt
Organism: Cavenderia fasciculata
Lineage: Eukaryota; Evosea; Eumycetozoa; Acytosteliales; Cavenderiaceae
Exons: 3
Coding region: 1-1086 (361 amino acids)
Biological process (GO): protein lipoylation
Cellular component (GO): cytoplasm
Molecular function (GO): lipoyltransferase activity
Source: RefSeq, a predicted model, not a curated record